GAACCCCACGCUGCCACUCCGAGCCUGCAGGGAGGUUUAAUAUUUCAGCCGAGGACUCUGGAACCCCGGGGGAUGAAGAUUUCAUCCCCAGUCAGGAACACGCCCUCGCGGCGAUGCUGAGAUAAAGCCCGCUCACCUCGUGAGACAGCAGCUCGCGCCUGGACUGGAAGACAUCAUCUCUCUCUGUUCUCUGACACCAUGACAACCGCGGCAAACGAACACCGAACCCCCCCGGCUCACGCUACAGCAACACAAAUCCGGUGAGUGUACCUCAGCGCGCGCAGUGUACGGUACUGUGUGCAGCAAAGCGCGCAGGAGCGCUUCAACGUCGCUGCUCACUGACAUACGCCACAUUCAGCCGCCUCUAACCGUGGAGAAGAUAAACCUCUCCCGCUCCAGGAGCGCUGGACACCGACACCUACUUCAGAUUACCGGCUGCUUUCCCUCUCAAGGCAAAGAGGAACGAAGAUGGGAAAGGUAGGAGACAAGCAGAGCUUGCGGCGUGGAUAAUUAUUGAGCUUCGUUAUCGGCGGUAGAGCCACAGAAACAGGACCGCUCUCCUGACCGGACGGUCAACCGUCUCUCUCUCCUGACCGUACCGCGAGGCUGACGGGGUGACUAACAGAGGAUUCCGAAACUGUGAAGCAGCAUGAACCCCCAGCUGUACUACAGGAGGAGUGGCAGGGCUCCGUACCGGGACCGUAUCCCCCUGCGUGUGGUCCGGGCCGAGGCAGAGCUGAGCCCUGAGGAGAGGGCCUACCUCACCGCCGUGGAGAAGGGUGAUUAUGCAGGGGUGAAGCAGGCUCUACAGGAGGCAGGGAUCUAUUACAACAUCAACCUGAACUGUCUGGACCCUCUGGGGCGCAGUGCGCUGCUCAUCGCCAUCGACAACGAGAACCUGGAGGUCAUGGAGCUGCUGCUGGACCACGGCGUCGCCAUGGGAGACGGCCUCCUGUACGCCAUCAGGAAGGAGGUGGUGGGCGCCGUGGAGAUGCUGCUGUCGCACAGGCGCCCCUGCGGAGAGAAGCAGGUCCCCUCCCUGAUGAUGGACAGCCAGUUCUCAGAGUUCACCCCGGACAUCACCCCCAUCAUGCUGGCGGCCCACACCAACAACUACCAGAUCAUCAAGCUGCUGGUCCAGAGGAAGGUGGCGGUGCCGCGGCCCCACCAGCUCCGCUGUGACUGCGCCACGUGCGUGUCCAGCUCCGAGGUGGACAGCCUGAGGCACUCGCGCUCGCGCCUCAACGUGUACAAGACCCUGGCCAGCCCCUCGCUCAUCGCCCUCUCCAGCGAAGACCCCUUCCUCACCGCCUUCAAGCUGGGCUGGGAGCUCAUGGAGCUCAGCAAGGUGGAGAAUGAGUUCCGUCAGGAGUACGAGGAGCUGUCGCAGCAGUGUAAGAUGUUUGCUAAGGACCUCCUGGACCAGGCCCGCAGCAGCAGGGAGCUGGAGACCAUCCUCAAUCACCGUGACGACCACAGCCAGGAGCUGGACCUGCAGGAGAGCCACGACCUGGCCAAGCUGAAGCUGGCCAUCAAGUACCAUCAGAAGGAGUUCGUCUCCCAGCCCAACUGCCAGCAGCUGCUGUCUACUCUGUGGUACGACGGCUUCCCCGGCUGGAGGCGGCGUCACUGGGCCGUCAAGCUCCCCACCUGCGUCCUCAUUGGCCUGCUCUUCCCCGUCUUCUCAUUGGUCUACCUGCUGGCGCCCCGGAGCACCCUGGGAGCGUUCGUCAGGAAGCCCUUCAUCAAGUUCAUCUGCCACACGGCCUCCUACCUCACGUUCCUCUUCCUCCUCCUCCUCUCCUCCCAGCACAUCGUCAGGACGGACCUGCACGUGCAGGGGCCGCCCCCCACCGUGGUGGAGUGGAUGAUCCUGCCCUGGGUGCUGGGGUUCAUCUGGGCAGAGAUUAAGGAGAUGUGGGAUGGAGGUUUUACUGAGUACAUUCAUGACUGGUGGAACCUAAUGGACUUUGCCAUGAACUCUCUAUACCUAGCUACCAUCUCCCUAAAGAUGGUGGCAUAUUUCAAGUAUAACUCUUCCAGGCCCAGGGAGGAAUGGGAGGUGUGGCACCCCACCCUGAUAGCGGAGGCCUUGUUUGCCAUCGCCAACAUCUUCAGCUCCCUGCGGCUCAUCUCCCUGUUCACGGCCAACUCUCACCUGGGGCCCCUGCAGAUCUCCCUGGGACGCAUGCUGCUGGACAUCCUCAAGUUCCUCUUCAUCUACUGCCUGGUGCUGCUAUCCUUUGCUAACGGUCUGAACCAGCUGUAUUUCUACUAUGAGACCAAGGCUGCAGACGAGCCCAACCACUGCAAGGGCAUCCGCUGUGAGAGGCAGAACAACGCCUUCUCCACGUUGUUUGAGACCCUGCAGUCUCUGUUCUGGUCUGUGUUCGGCCUGCUGAACCUGUACGUCACCAACGUGAAGGCUCGCCACGAGUUCACAGAGUUCGUAGGAGCCACCAUGUUUGGAACCUACAACGUCAUCUCCCUGGUGGUGCUGCUCAACAUGCUGAUCGCCAUGAUGAACAACUCCUACCAGCUCAUAGCUGACCAUGCAGACAUAGAGUGGAAGUUCGCCCGCACCAAGCUGUGGAUGAGCUACUUUGACGAAGGGGGCACGCUGCCCCCCCCCUUCAACAUCGUCCCCAGCCCCAAGACCCUGUGGUACCUGUGUGUCUGGCUGCAGAGGUGGCUCUGGGGGGAGAGGCACCCCCCCCACGACGACGCGCAAACACGCAACCUCAGACAGUUCACGGAACGUCAUGCUGAUCAAAUGAUUCAAAACCAGCACUAUCAGGAGGUGAUCAGGAACCUGGUGAAGAGAUACGUAGCAGCUAUGAUCCGCAGCGCUAAGACAGACGAGGGGCUGACAGAGGAGAACUUCAAGGAGUUGAAGCAGGACAUUUCCAGCUUCCGCUACGAGGUUCUGGAUCUCCUAGGCAACAGGAAGCCCGAAAGGCGGACCUACUCCUCCAGCAGUGAGGAGGGGGGCGGAGCCAGGCCAGAUGAGGUGGGAGGGGCUAAAGCCAGGGGCGCAUCCUUCAGCCCGUCAGUUGACCAGAAGGGCCGGACGGACUCCGCCUUCAGUGUGUCCGCCCUCUUCAGCUCCAUGGCGAGGGAGAAGGGGGCGGAAGAGGGGGAGGGAGCCGGGGAGAAGCCGAGGACCGUCUCCCCGCUGUGGUGGGGGCGUUUGGGGGGAGGGACGGGUGGGGGGGGUCUGCAGCGGUUCUCCAGGUCCAAGAGAGACUCCAUCAGACGCCUGGGGCUCCUCUUCUCACGCAUGAACGGACACAUCCCUGCCCCGCCCAGGCCUGCCGCCCCUCCUAGCAUGACUCAGCAGCAGGACGCCUACAUCAUCUCGGAUGGAACGCUCGGCCAGCCCUGCCCCGCCCAGGCCUGCUGCCCAUCCCAGACCUGCGCUCAGAUUCCAGAGGACUUUAACAGGCAGACCUCCCACUCCCAGCAUCCCCAGCCCAAGCCCCCCCACUCCCCGACCCCAGUUCCCCAGAUUCCCCACCCCCAGCCCAGCAGCAGCCUCCAGCUCCCAGCCUCCUCCCUGGAUGGGACAGAGGCCGGCUGUGAUGACCCAGGCUCAGAGGGGAGGGCGGAGCAGGACGAGUCCAUUACCACAAAGCUGUAGACCCCAUCCCAGAAAUGGAACAUUCCACUGGAAACCAGCUGGAGGACAACAAGAUCCAGAAUACCCCCGCUUCUCUCUGAAGAUGGAACAGUCCACGAACCCUCUAUGUAGUGAGGAGACCGACGAGUCACUGCUGCGUCCUGCACACUCAUUUACACACACACACGAUAUACACACGAUAGCAACAAUGCAAGCUGUAUCUUUUCUACUGCCAUAUGGUUGCACGAUCCUCUACUACCCUCUAGUGGUGGCAUUUUCCCACCAGGUAAUAGAAAGCACGAGAUCUACAUGAUUUACUUUCUAACUUAUUUGACCCACUUUUAUGCAACUCCUGCACACUGAGCCAUGGUUGGCUGAAAGCAUGUAAACCAGUAAAAAUUAUUUUAUUAAGAUGCUGAAUUAUGUGUUAGAAAGGCUGUGAUUGGUGGCUGGGCAGUGGCGCAAGGCUGUGAUUGGAGAAGAUGGACCAGGCAGUGUUUGGAGGAACACAACUCUUUUAUUAUUUGAAAUAUGAAAAGAGAAGAGAACACACGAUGGUACAAACAACAUAAAGACAUCCCUGUUAACUUAGAAGGGAACCAACAUGGCUACUCCUGGUCAUCCCGCCCCCUAACAUGGCCACGCCCACCCUGAACAACUGGGCCGCAGGUAACUAGAGACAUUCUGACUGGAAACAAAAGACUAUCUGCUACAUGAGGUAGAUUAGUGUGUACCUGUGUGUGUGUAUGAACGUGCGUGUGCACGUGUGAGCAUGCGUGCAUGUGCCUGAGUGCGGUGCGUACCUGUGGGUGGCGUGAACGCGCGUGAAAGUUUCUACAUACUGGGGGGUAUGAAGUGGGUGUGGUGAGUGGGCGGGGCCGAGACGUAGGCCAGGUGGGAGGGGCAGUAGGAGGAGUGGGGGCGUGGCUGGGCAUGGUUGGGGGCAUGGCCAGCCAUCCAGGGCGGGGCUAGGUAGUGGUAGGACAG
Molecule: messenger RNA, 4606 nt
Organism: Osmerus eperlanus (European smelt)
Lineage: Eukaryota; Metazoa; Chordata; Actinopteri; Osmeriformes; Osmeridae
Product: short transient receptor potential channel 5-like
Exons: 14
Coding region: 650-3640 (996 amino acids)
Biological process (GO): calcium ion transmembrane transport; regulation of cytosolic calcium ion concentration
Cellular component (GO): plasma membrane; cation channel complex
Molecular function (GO): inositol 1,4,5 trisphosphate binding; protein binding; store-operated calcium channel activity
Source: RefSeq, a predicted model, not a curated record